Messenger RNA from Paramecium pentaurelia, 1183 nucleotides. NCBI's taxonomy places the organism in Eukaryota, Ciliophora, Oligohymenophorea, Peniculida, Parameciidae. The record is from the annotation of a GenBank genome assembly.
AUGAUAUAAGAAAAUCAGAUAACAAUAACCUAAAGAAUUCCAUCUCCUCUUUUGAAAAUAAAUAAGGAUUAUAAAUCAUAAUAAUUCUCUUCCCUUAAUACAAGUCAUUAAUCUACUGAUUAAGAAUAAUAAUAUCCUGAAGAAGGUAAAUUAUUAAAUUUUAUCAUGGAACUUGAAGAACUCUAAUAAAAGUCUAUUUUUAAUUUAAAAUUGAAUUCUAUAUCUUUAGAAGAUAUUCAAUAGAAAUGUAUUCACUAUUUUUUUAUUAUUUUAGUACCUAUUAAAGAUGAUCCUAAUAAUUCUUAAUUAAGAAGAUAAUUAUAAUAUAAUAAACAUUAUUAUCAAGAAUUUUAAUACUCACUUAAAUAUGAGAAUGUCUAUCUCGGAAAUAGUCUAUAGAAUCAAAAGAUUUCAUAAUAAUUAAGAAGUAGAAUGAUUGAUUGGAUAAUAGAAGUAUUAGGAAAUUAUACUGAAACUACUACUAAUGUAACAUUUUUUAGAUCUGUUUCUAUUAUGGAUUAUUUCUUAUCUAAAUCUAAUACUUAAUAUUCUGAUUAACAUUUACAUCUAAUUGGAAUAUGUAGUAUGUUUAUAGCCACUAAAUUAGAAGAUAUAUAUCAUAUACCUUUGGAAGAUUUUGUAUAAAGAGUUGGUCAUAAUAAAUAUUCUACGUAAUUAAAAAUAAAUCAUAAUUAGAAAUAAAGUAAAAGGUAUGGAGUAAAUCAUAUUGAAAACAUUGAAUUAUGAAAUUACUUUUCCGACUAUUCUUGAUAGACUUUAUAAUCUUUAUUAUUAAUGUUUCAGUAUAAAUAAGGAGUAAUAAUAAUAAAUCUAUUUAUUUUUAGUACAAAUUUGUAGAACAUAUUAGAUGCAAGUAUUUAUAUUUUAAAAAUGUGUGUUCAUGAUUAUUAAAUGAAUACAUUUAAUGCCAAUACUUUAGUUGCUACAUCAUUCUUUUAUUCUAUAAGGGAUUUUGUUAUUUCAAAAGAUUAUCAAUAUUAAGAUUAAAUAUUAGAUUAAUUUGUAUUUAUUAUCAUCAUUAUUAUUAUAGAUUAAUAGAAUAAUAUAAAUAUCAUAGAUAAAUUAAUUCGAAUUUAAUUAAUGUCAAGGGAAAUUAUCAGAACUAAUAAAUUCAUUUAAAAAAAAAUAUCCAGAUUUAUAGAAUUUGGAUAAGUUUCCUUGA